AUGAAGGUCUUGUGCUUGUGGCUCGCUGCCCUGGCGGCUUCACCACUGGCUCUUGUCGCCGCUUCUCCCAUCGGACCAACCGGCCCAUGUGAAGGGGCCAAGGUGGACGCCAUCCUCAAGGGCGAGAUGGACCCUUCAGAGUGCUGCUCAUACGGCAAAUGCAAGGGCAGAGUCGUCAUCUCCGUCGGUGACUGA
Molecule: messenger RNA, 195 nt
Organism: Purpureocillium takamizusanense
Lineage: Eukaryota; Fungi; Ascomycota; Sordariomycetes; Hypocreales; Ophiocordycipitaceae
Exons: 2
Coding region: 1-195 (64 amino acids)
Source: RefSeq, a predicted model, not a curated record